GCACUCACAGCGGCAGAGAUUGAAGGCUUACUCUCAGAGCUACACAAUGAACGUCAUCCGGAGACCGCUUGUAGAUGAGUUUGCAGCCGUAAGUGAUGGAUGCUCAGAAGUACUUAAUGGAUGUGGCAAAGCAAGAACUGGAACUCUAAGUGAAACGACUUUGCUUUCCUUAAUGAAAAAGACUGGCUAUCACAUAGUACAAGAAAAUGGUCAACGUAAAUUUGGCGGUCCUCCUCCAGGCUGGGAAGGCCCUCCUCCUCCACGUGGCUGUGAGGUUUUUGUGGGAAAAAUUCCCCGUGAUAUGUGUGAAGAGGAUUUGAUCCCUGUUUUUGAGCAAGCUGGAAAAAUCUAUGAAUUUAGACUGAUGAUGGAAUUCAGUGGUGAGAACAGAGGGUAUGCUUUUGUCAUGUACACAAACAAAGAUGAAGCCUUGCUAGCUAUUAGGAUGCUAAAUAAUUAUGAAAUUCGUCCUGGCAAAUUUAUUGGAGUCUGUGUGAGUUUGGACAACUGCAGGUUAUUUAUUGGAGCAAUACCAAAGGAAAAGAAAAAAGAAGACAUUUUUGAUGAAAUGAGGAAAGUAACUGGAGGAGUUGUUGAUGUUAUUGUCUAUCCAAGUGCAACAGACAAAACUAAAAACAGAGGCUUUGCUUUUGUGGAAUAUGAAUCACACAGAGCAGCAGCAAUGGCAAGAAGGAAACUAAUUCCAGGGACAUUUCAGUUGUGGGGCCAUACAAUUCAGGUUGACUGGGCAGAUCCAGAAAAAGAAGUGGAUGAAGAAACAAUGCAAAGGGUAAAAGUGUUAUAUGUGAGGAAUUUAAUGAUCUCCACAUCAGAAGAAACCAUUAAAGCUGAGUUCAACAAAUUCAAACCUGGAGCUGUUGAACGAGUAAAGAAAUUAAGAGAUUAUGCUUUUGUACAUUUUUUUUCCCGGGAUGAUGCUAUUGUUGCGAUGUCAAUAAUGAACGGAAAAUGUAUUGAUGGUGCAAUCAUUGAGGUCACAUUGGCAAAACCGGUAAAUAAAGAAAUAGCUUGGAAACAACAGCUAAAUGGCCAAAUGAGUCCCCAUUCUGAAAGUUUGGCUACUAAUAUAAAUAAAGAUGAUGGGCCUCAAAAAUCACUUGGAAGAUGUUCAUCUCUUCAAACAAUCAUUAACUGCCAGCGCAAUCCAUCCUCUCCAGAGCCUGAGAGAUCCACAUAUCCGUUACUUCCGGGAACAAAACUUACUCCAGUUAAUAUAUACUCUUUAAAAUCAAAUCAUUUUCAGUCUGCUGUAAUGCAUUUAGAGUAUUAUUGCAACAAAAAUAACUGGUCUCCUCCAGAAUAUUAUUUGUUUUCAACAAACAGUCAAGAAGGGAAACUCCUCUUGGUUUUCAAAAUUGUCAUUCCAGCUAUAGUAAAUAACGGUCAGCGUUACUUCAUGCCAGACAAACUCUGUACAGUAUUAGAAGAUGCAAAGGAGCUGGCUGCACAUUUUACAUUAUUGCAUUUAGACUACAAUUCCCAUCAUAGUCCAGUGAAUACCAUGCCAUCGAUUUCAUCAGGAACGCCGAAUCUACUUCCUUACACAUCUAGAUCAUAUUCUUAUCAAAGUCACUCAUUAUUGCCUGCAGUCCCUCUAACCAAUGGAAGCCGUGUGGAACCACGACUUUAUCUUUCAAAUCAAGGUUCUUAUUAUUAA
Messenger RNA from Pelobates fuscus (common spadefoot toad), 1678 nucleotides. RefSeq names its product RNA binding motif protein 46 (gene RBM46). Gene Ontology annotation, cellular component: nucleus. Gene Ontology annotation, molecular function: mRNA binding. The transcript is spliced from 5 exons. The coding region runs from base 47 to 1678 and encodes 543 amino acids. The record is from RefSeq and is a predicted model, not a curated record. NCBI's taxonomy places the organism in Eukaryota, Metazoa, Chordata, Amphibia, Anura, Pelobatidae.